This is a messenger RNA of Colletotrichum lupini, 1047 nucleotides long. RefSeq lists its product as uncharacterized. Lineage: Eukaryota; Fungi; Ascomycota; Sordariomycetes; Glomerellales; Glomerellaceae. Bases 1 to 1047 code for a protein of 348 amino acids. The transcript is spliced from 2 exons. The record is from RefSeq and is a predicted model, not a curated record.
AUGAGCUCCCACAAUAUCCCCAAGCGCAAUGCCACCGGGGCAUUUGCGACCCCAAUCGAUCCGCCUCAGCUUCGCGCUCACCCUCGCGCCCAUCAACAGCAGGACGGCAACGAGAAUCUCAUUGAUGAGACUGCCAAGAUGGCAAAGAGGCUCACCGAGGGCCCCUCCCAGACCCAAUGCGUCUUUGGCAAUGAAGACAUUGCCCCCAGCACCAGCAUUGCUGGCGUCUCCGGUCGCCUUGGCGAUCCCAAACUUGCUUCGAUGCAAAAGAUGGUCCUCGACUCGGUUCCUGAGGGAAGUCAGGUCAAAAUCAUCUAUCUCAUCACCAAGGAGAAUGAGAACAACGACUUCCGAGCUGGAACUGAUAACAAUGCCGCUGCUGCACAAGCUGGACCUUUCGAGGUGGGCCGCUUUGUUCAACAGAACAAUGCGGUUCAGGACCGCACUCGCGCCCAGGUCCACCAGCACAGACAGGGUGAGGACAAUGAUGAAGAGGAUGAAGAUGUCUCCCUGCGGCCUAGAAAGCGUCGCCGAGCUUCCUGCCGAGUCUCUCCUCUUCAUAUAUCGCCUAGAGGCCUCAAGACCGAGCAAGAGGACGAGGAGGAAAGUGAGAAGCAGAUCAAGGAAGAGGUCGAUGAUGAGGUCGACGAUGAGUUCAAGGAAGAGGUCGAUGAUGAGGUCAAGGAAGAGGUCGACGAUGAGUUCAAAGAAGAGGUUGACGAUGAGGCUCUCUUCUUUGCAGAACCCGACGAAGUCAUCAAUCGCAACUUCUCUAUCACACGGGCCAUGCACAGAACGACUCCCUCCCUAUAUGGUCUUCCUUCUGGAAAUAGCUUUCCGUCAUCGACUCGAACCGCUCAGCAGAUCAACACCUCUGAUGAUAACGAUGAUGGUGACGAGGACGACGGCGAGGAACCAGUGCAAGUCAGAUACACUGGAAGUUACUUUGAUAACUUUUUCGCCGCAUAUGAUGCCGCCUUCUCCGCUGAGGAUCCUUAUCCCUAUCUUCGGAGCUUGGAUGAUCUCGACUUCCCUGGACUGCGUUGA